Messenger RNA from Pygocentrus nattereri (red-bellied piranha), 3264 nucleotides. Its product is annotated as zinc finger protein 850-like. The record is from RefSeq and is a predicted model, not a curated record. The coding region runs from base 270 to 2735 and encodes 821 amino acids. NCBI's taxonomy places the organism in Eukaryota, Metazoa, Chordata, Actinopteri, Characiformes, Serrasalmidae. The transcript is spliced from 4 exons.
UCUCUAAGCCCAGUAAAGCGGCGAAGCAGAAGAUGAGAGCGCUUGUUCAGUGUUGUUGAUGUUGGAGAUGCAGAGAGGAUGAAUGAAGGUCUGUGUGGAGACAAGCAGGAGCUGCUCGAGGUGAAGAAAUGACUGCUGUCCAGUUCAAAGUCUUCUCCUGUUCCUUGCGUCCACCUUGCUACACAGAUCAAUGGCGUAUGCACAUCAAUAGACACCACCAACAGUAAUACAUCAAACUGCCAAGAUGAGAUUAAAUUAAAUGUAAAAAUAUGGAAUCCGGAAGAAGCCCCGAGCAAGCCUCCUCCAGCUCGCUCCGCACUUAUGGAUCUCUCAGUUGUGCACAGCAAAAUGCUAUCAAGGAGAGAAUCCACCACUGUCCAGACUGCGGGAAGAGCUUUACUCAUCAGAGUCACCUCCAAAGACACCAGCGCAUCCACACUGGAGAGAAACCGUAUCGCUGCUCAGACUGUGGGAAGAGCUUCACUCAGCAGAGUAAUCUCCAGGAUCACCAUCGCGUCCACACGGGAAAGAAACCAUAUUACUGCUCGGACUGCGGGAAGAGCUUCUCUCGGCACAGCCAUCUCCAGGAUCACCAGCGCAUCCACACAGGAGAGAAGCCGUAUUACUGCUUACAUUGUGGGAAGAGGUUUACUCAGCACAGCCAUCUCCUGCAGCACCAGCGUGUCCACACGGGAGAGAAACCGUACUGUUGCUCAGAGUGUGGACGGAGGUUUAGUGACAGAGGUACUCUCAAAACACACCGCUACAUCCACACAGGAGAGAAGCCGUAUCAGUGCUCAGACUGCGGGAAGAGCUUCAACCAGCAGAGCAACCUCCAAAAACACCAGUACGUCCACACAGGAGAGAAGCCGUAUGUCUGCUCCGAGUGCGGGAAGAGGUUCACGCGACAGAGUCGUCUCCAAGAACACCAGUACAUCCACACGGGAGAGAAACCGUUUCACUGCUCCGAGUGCGGGAAGAGCUUCAAUCAGCAGGUUCAUCUCCAAACACACCAGCGCAUCCACACAGGAGAGAAAUCCUAUUACUGCGCAGACUGUGGGCGGAGCUUUAGGCACUCGAAUACUUUAAAGAUACACAAGUGCACUAAGGGUAAAGUGACUGAGAAUGAUAUGGCAUCUAUACCAAGCCCCAGUACUCUGCUAACGUCACCUGGUUGUCUCCACAGUAACGCAGCUCCUGGGAGGAUGCAGAAGCAUAAAGCCAUGGAGAGAGAUCACCACUGCUCAGAGUGCGGGAAGAGCUUUAGAAACGGAGACACACUCAAAACACACCAGCGCAUCCACACAGGAGAGAAACCGUUUGACUGCUCAGACUGUGGGAGGAGCUUUGCCCAGCAGAGUGAUCUCCAAAAGCACAAACGAAUUCACACAGGAGAGAAGCCGUAUCACUGCUCGGACUGCGGGAAGAGCUUCACUGUAAACAGCAGCCUCCGAAAACAUAAGCGCAUCCACACUGGAGAGAAGCCGUUUCACUGCUUGGAGUGUGGAAAGAGCUUCACCCAACACAGUGAUCUCCAAAAACACAGACGCCUUCACACAGGAGAGAAACCGUAUUACUGCUUGGAGUGUGGGAGGAGGUUCACUCAGCAGAGCACUCUGCAAAUACACAAGCGCGUUCACACCGAAGAGAAGCCGUUUCACUGCUCUGAGUGUGGGAAGAGUUUUGCCCAGCAGGCUAAUCUCCAAAUACACCAGCGCAUCCACACAGGAGAGAAACCGUAUUACUGCUCUGACUGUGAGAAGAGCUUCAGGCACUGUAAUACGUUAAAACUGCACAAGUGCACCAACAAGGGAGUGACCGGUUGUGAAAAAAAUGGAAAGCUGAAAUAUGAGUACAUGGUAUUCACAAUAAGCUUGACUACUCAGCAAAUGUUGUCAGUUUCCAGAAAAAUGCAAACAGUUACAGACAUGGAGGGAACUCACCACUGCUCAGAGUGUGGGAAGAACUUCAAAAAUGCAGGUUCCCUCAAAACACACCAGCGCCUUCACACUGGAGAGAAGCCGUAUUACUGCUCAGAGUGCGGGAAACGGUUUACUCAGUUGGGUAGUCUCCGAAAACACCAGCGCAUCCACACUGGAGAGAAACCAUAUCAGUGCUCAGACUGCGGGAGGUGUUUUACUCAACAGAGCAGUCUCCAAAAACACCAGCGCAUUCACACGGGAGAGAAACCGUAUCAUUGCUCAGACUGCGGGAGAAGUUUCACUGCGCACAGUAGUCUUCAAAAACACCAGCACAUCCACACAGGACAAAAACCAUUUCACUGCUCGGACUGCGGGAAGAGUUUUACUGCACGCAGUCAUCUUCAGUCACACCAGCGCCUUCACACAGGAGAGAAGCCAUAUUACUGCUCAGAGUGUGGAAAGAGUUUUUUUUCUCAUAGUCACCUCCAGUCACACCAGCGCAUUCACACUGGAGAGAAACCGUUUCAGUGCUCAGAGUGCGGAAAGAGUUUUAAUCAACACAGUAAUCUCCAAAAACACCAGCGCCUUCACACCGGAGAGAAACCGUAUGCCUGCUCAGAGUGCGGGAAGAGCUUUACUCAAGGGAAUCAUCUCCAAGGUCACCAGCGCAUUCACACUGGAGAGAAACCGUAUCACUGUUCAGACUGUGACAAGAGUUUCAGGCACUGGUAUACUUUAAAGAUGCAUAAAUGCACGAAGAAGGAAGUUGUAAUGACUGAGUGUGUUGAAUCAACAAAUCAUUUUCAUGAUUAGUUUUGUGGUUAGAUGUGGCUGCAUGAAUGAUGUGACCUUCAUUACCUGUGUAUUUUUUUUUUUCUUCACUAAAUUUCCAAACUCCACAGAACACACAGGAUGUUUGUUCCUUGAAAAGACCUCUGUAUUCGAGAUGAGGACUUUUUCCAUGUUCAUGUUCAUAUCUAAACUACCCUGAGAGACGUGCUGCCCAAUGUCACAGACAAGGCAUCAAGCAAGUUCAUUUAAGACCAUUGGAGGUCUUGAACGUCACUGAGAAUGACUGCUGGAGUCAUCACCAGGUUGGACAGCAGAGACCUGCAUGAACUUCACGCUUGUUGACUGAUCAAGUAAUUAGGGAUGCAUUGAUACAGAUACUGUUAUCAGGUAUCAGCCCAAUUACAUGUACUAGAACUGUUAGAAAAGUGGUUCUGUAUAGCAUCAAAAAAGGUUGUUACUUUGUAAAACUUGGAACAGUUCAAAAGCACCAAAAAGGAUUUCUAUCACCAUGCAAAUAAAAAUUGAUACAUGCAGAUGGUUCUACAUAUAA